AUGCGAUUUCUAGAGCAUUCAGGAUUAAACCGACUAUCAGUUCUCUUAAGUAACUUGGAUGUUGGUGACCGGAUUUUUAAUGGAAGACUUGAGCUGUUUACUUGUUCUGAAAAGGUUUCUGAAGAAUGUGAUUUGAGUGAAAGAGUUGAUCGCGAAGUGUGUGUUUCGCCACAGUGGAUUUCCCACUCACCAAUUGGGCCAGUUCAACGUCAAGACGUUCGUGAACUACUGGUAAAUUUGAUCAGCACAAUGAACCAAUGUUUUCCAGAUUAUGAAUUUAGUUUAAUAAAGCCAGAUAAUUUAUUCAAAGAAAAGAGUUUUUCUACUGUAUACAAUAAUAUUAACUACCACCUUUCAAGUAUUGUAGAAAGAAUCUACCCUAGUUUUCUUUUAGAAUUAUGGGAAAACAUUAGAGAUGCCGUAGAAAUUAAAUAUACGGAAAUUUAUUCAUAUAGAUUGAUGGGGAAUGACGAACUAAGCCCAUUUUUGGAUGAUGGAUCUUUGUUUUCAUUUGAUUACUUUUUUUAUGAUACUAGGUCACAGAGAAUCCUAUUUUUUGCCUGUACCACAAAAUCUAAAUUGAAUAUUAGUUUUACAGACAAUGGUAUAGACAGCUCAGAAGAGAGUAUCGCCGAAGAUGAUGAAGUAGAAUCUGAAUAA
Molecule: messenger RNA, 660 nt
Organism: Cryptosporidium ubiquitum
Lineage: Eukaryota; Apicomplexa; Conoidasida; Eucoccidiorida; Cryptosporidiidae
Exons: 1
Coding region: 1-660 (219 amino acids)
Biological process (GO): negative regulation of transcription by RNA polymerase III
Cellular component (GO): nucleus
Molecular function (GO): RNA polymerase III core binding
Source: RefSeq, a predicted model, not a curated record